AUGCAUUGCAACAUUUUGGUUACGCUGGCCCUUGCCUUGGGCACGGUAGCAAGUCCAUGCAAGCCAAGUACUUCUGCUACAAUUGACUCAUCUACUUCGCUACAAACUUCCCAGACUUCUACACUACCUGUGCCUUCCUCUACCGACACAAGCUUUUCCUCUCAGCCAACGAGUCUGUCAGUCACUGAAUCGGUACCUACCUCGGCUGAUACAGCUACUGUUUCCGUCACAUCUUCAGUCACCUUAGAUGUCGCGACCUCAUCCACUGCCUCUCCUACCUCUACGUCCCUUCCAGUUCUUGGGAACUUCAACGCAAUCGGCCAGGGCGGCGGUGCAAGUGGUACACCAGCCAGACUUCCACCUGCACAGUAUGGCACCAUAACCUUGGGCGGACAUAACCCUUCCGGCGUGGGAGCGGGUGUUUUUUCUAUCGAUGCAAGUACUGGUGCCCUUAUCGUCGACGGCUCCAAGAUAUGUGGCUUUUAUGGUGGCUCUGAAUCAGCUUCGCUCUAUGUUUGUAACGCAUCCCCCCGCACCAACGAGGCACCCGUCACCUGCGACCAGGGACAGGCUGAUGGAGGCGCUCUGAAAUGCAGUGCGCCAGCUAUGACUUGCAUUGAAGAUUUUAACGAUGAAAACGACCCAGUAUGCAAUCCUACUGGUGGUGUAUGGACCCAAUUCCUAGGAUUUCAACUCUUCGGUGACUACUUCCUCCUCAGUCUAGGGUCUAUGGCUGCUGCUACAGGAGGUAAUAUUCUUAUCGAUCUUAUGAUCCAAGAGAUUUGA
Fusarium sp. VM40 is the source of this 786-nucleotide messenger RNA. Lineage: Eukaryota; Fungi; Ascomycota; Sordariomycetes; Hypocreales; Nectriaceae. The record is from the annotation of a GenBank genome assembly.